GAGUGUGUGUGAGUGAGAAAGUGGGAGAGUACUCCCAGUGCAGUCUGAUCAGUGUUACGGUCUCCGUCUCGCUAUGUGGAUUACAGCUCCCACUGCUUGCUGGAUUGCCAUUCACAUUACUGGGAACAUAAACUGAACGAGAGCAGAGGAUUUCUACUCAAGUGUUUUGAUUUUGACAGCAGUGACUUCAACUCCAAGUGUGAGGAGGACUUUUACAUUUUGAUUAGGACUGCUGCAGAUGAUAAGGGAGAUGAAUGGCCGUGCCUUGCCUCCGUCGAUACCUGAGGAUGGAGAAGCCCCAGACCAUGUAACUCAUGGGGAAAUGAACGGAUACCGCCAGAGGAUUCGGGAUGGGGAUGGGGGCGAGGCUGAGGUCCCGGUGUCAAAGUCCCAGAGACGAAAGAGUGAUGUCAAAGUCUAUAAGGAGUUUUGUGAUUUUUAUGCUCGCUUCAACAUGGCCAAUGCUCUGGCCAACGCCAUGUGCGAGCGCUGCAAGAGUGGUUUCGCCCCGGCGGAGAAGAUCGUGAACAGCAACGGGGAGCUUUACCAUGAACAGUGCUUUGUGUGUGCCCAGUGUUUCCAGCAGUUCCCUGAGGGACUCUUCUAUGAGUUUGAAGGCAGGAAAUACUGUGAGCAUGACUUCCAGAUGCUGUUCGCUCCCUGCUGCCACCAGUGCGGUGAGUUCAUUAUCGGUCGUGUGAUCAAGGCUAUGAACAACAGCUGGCAUCCAGACUGUUUCUGCUGUGAUAUCUGCCAGGCUGUGCUCGCCGACGUUGGAUUUGUCAAGAAUGCUGGAAGGCACCUGUGUCGUCCAUGUCACAACCGAGAGAAAGCUCGUGGCCUCGGCAAGUACAUCUGUCAGAAGUGUCACGCCAUCAUCGAGGAGCAGCCUCUCCUUUUCAAGAAUGACCCCUACCACCCGGAUCAUUUCAACUGCAACAACUGCGGUAAGGAGCUGACGGCUGAUGCCAGGGAGCUGAAGGGGGAGCUCUACUGCCUGCCCUGCCAUGACAAGAUGGGUGUUCCCAUCUGCGGUGCCUGUAGGAGACCCAUCGAGGGCCGUGUGGUUAACGCCAUGGGCAAGCAGUGGCAUGUGGAGCAUUUUGUGUGUGCUAAGUGUGAGAAACCCUUCCUUGGACACCGUCACUACGAGCGCAAGGGUCUGGCUUACUGUGAAACACACUACAACCAGCUGUUUGGAGAUGUUUGUUACCACUGCAAUCGUGUUAUCGAAGGAGAUGUGGUGUCUGCCCUCAACAAGGCGUGGUGUGUCAACUGUUUUGCCUGCUCUACCUGCAACACCAAGCUCACCCUCAAGAACAAGUUUGUGGAGUUUGACAUGAAGCCAGUGUGCAAGAAGUGCUAUGAGAAGUUCCCUCUGGAGCUGAAGAAGAGACUGAAGAAGCUGUCUGAAACUGUUGCACGAAAGUAACCACACAGUUGAGAUGUCAUGUGUCUGGAAUGUAAAAUCCAAUAUGAUGACUUGUGUGUAUUGUAUGAAGCAGUGAGUGGAAACGAUCAUGUUUUAUUUUCAGUACAACACUCCAUAUUUUCUUCCUUUUACUUACAGAUAAUCUUUUCAUGGGCCUCAAGCUGACAGAUUGUUGGUGUGUCUAUCAUUAGGUUUAACAUUAACCUGUUCAGUGCCUUUUGGCUCAAAUACUGCACUGUAUACUUUUCACAAGCUUGCCUUAUUUCAUCACGUAAACUUAACCAAAACACAGAUAUUGGUGGUCCUGUAUUUCAAAAUAUGUAUGUGCUUUAAAACAACAUGAAAAUGAGAGAAUAAAAAGUGUAUCUCCAAGCUAUAAAUGUGCUUGCAUACAUGCGCCGAAAUGCCAAGCAACGUGUCCUGUGUUUGACUAAUGUUACUUACUCCUGUAAAAUUACUGAUUAAAUCCAAAGAAAGUUGAAGACAAUAUGUUCUUUCGAAUGUGUAUAGCAUCUCUAUUGUAUUCUUUCCCACCAACUUACUAUUUUAUAUAUUAUUAUAUUAUUAUUUUCUUGAAUUUAUGCGCAAAACUUUUUUUUUGAGCUCUAUCAAGCGGAUUAUUGUAUGUUUUUCUUUGAAAUCUUACUUUGGUUUUUUAAUGCUACAUUAUUGCUCUCAACCAUUACAUGUAUCCUGUUGGAUUACCUUUUUAUGUUGUAUGCAUUUCAUGUGUGAAACCAUCUGUACACUGGUGUUAACAUAUAGCUGGAGCCAAGCUCCCUCUUUCAAUAUAAUGCAAUCUAGUACAACAGCCCUGGAAUAGAAAGCAAGUUUAUAAUGUUCCACUUUUGUUUCAUCUGCUGCCAUGAACAGUAAGGUAUCCAGUGCAAGUUUAAGAAAUACCUUUGACACAUUGUCAACUAACACUGAUGAUUAAAAUGUUCACUUUGACAGGGUUUACUGCAUGGCAACUGUUAACUCUUGUUUGUUACAACAUGACGCCUUGUGACAUGUGCAACGACCGGAUGUGGGAGUAAUGUUAGAUGUUGAACAUGUGUCUCUGCUGUUUGUAAUCCAGAGAAAGCGAUCCUCUUAAAGAGGUUUACCGACUUCCUCAAGGCUCAGACCUCUUAGAAAAGAAAGCCAACUGUUGUAAAUUAGAGAGAAUCAUUUCCAUUCUGAAAUAAAGUUUCACUCAAGCAGUAUUUUAUCAUAACAUGCCUUUGACACAGUGAUUAGAAGAGAAAGACAUUCCAUGCUACCAUGGGAAUAAGAAGUCCAAUGUUACUUCAGUGAAUUUCAUUGCCGUAUGCCAAAAUAUUUAACAUGUCUUGUCACACUAUCCACUGGACUGUUGUGAAGCAGAACUUCAGCUCCACUAAAAAUAGUUCAGUGGAUAUUUUUAUUUGAUAUCCUAGUACCUAGAUGACUGCAAUGCCUCCACACAAAAACGACAUUGCCCUUAUACUGUACUCACAAUGCUUGUCAAAAGACAGUAUUUAUUCAUUUAAUGUUAACACUCAAAAGUGCUGUUUUUUUUAAAUAUAUCUGUGAAAGGCUGUCUACUCAUCUGAAUAAAUAUAUAUUAAAUCCCA
This is a messenger RNA of Labrus bergylta (ballan wrasse), 3027 nucleotides long. RefSeq names its product LIM and senescent cell antigen-like domains 2 (gene lims2). NCBI's taxonomy places the organism in Eukaryota, Metazoa, Chordata, Actinopteri, Labriformes, Labridae. Gene Ontology annotation, cellular component: cytoplasm; cell-cell junction; focal adhesion. The record is from RefSeq and is a predicted model, not a curated record. Gene Ontology annotation, biological process: cell-cell junction organization; positive regulation of substrate adhesion-dependent cell spreading; cell-cell adhesion.